Molecule: messenger RNA, 437 nt
Organism: Plectropomus leopardus (leopard coralgrouper)
Lineage: Eukaryota; Metazoa; Chordata; Actinopteri; Perciformes; Serranidae
Source: RefSeq, a predicted model, not a curated record
GGUCUCCCUCCCCGGUCAGUCCCCUCCUACAGCGGGACACAUCGUAGGGCAGCAGCAGCUGGCUUCUUACCUGGAGAAAGCUCUGACUGUGGGGCCAAAAAAUGUGGUGCUGUUCCUACAGGACAAGAUGAGUAUCGAGGACUUCACCAUGUACGGAGGGGCUUUUGGAAACAAGCAGGACAGUGUUUUUCCUAACCUGGAGAGUGCUCUGAUGUCCUCGUCCUCCCCCCUGGUGUUACCUGCUGUGUCCUGGCCUGCCUCAAAUGCAGUGAUUGGCCAGCUGCAGGACCAGUUAGAAACCUCCCCGCUGUACAUGGACCCCGAGACACUCAGUCAGCUGAGACUCAACGCCUCAUCACCCGCCUUGCUGGUGUUCAGGCUGCCGUACGGCAUCGGUGCUGAUCUGAUGUCUGCCAAAGAGAUACUCAGUGGAAACG